Molecule: messenger RNA, 5803 nt
Organism: Oncorhynchus kisutch (coho salmon)
Lineage: Eukaryota; Metazoa; Chordata; Actinopteri; Salmoniformes; Salmonidae
Product: E3 ubiquitin-protein ligase CBL
Exons: 15
Coding region: 727-3354 (875 amino acids)
Biological process (GO): negative regulation of epidermal growth factor-activated receptor activity; cell surface receptor signaling pathway
Cellular component (GO): plasma membrane; membrane raft
Molecular function (GO): calcium ion binding; phosphotyrosine residue binding; SH3 domain binding
Source: RefSeq, a predicted model, not a curated record
UUCUUGAUUACCUUUGACCUUUUUCAAAAGUAGGCCAGAGAGAGGACACCGGAGUUGAUACUAUCUUAAUUGAGAAAAUUAAUGCUCCAGAACAGUAGAUGGACACACAGUAGGUGGCGGCAUGCACAUCUAACGUUGGUUUGCGACCUCCAUAAAACAAUAGAAGAAGACUUAAAAAAAAAAAUAUAUAUAUAUAUAUAUAUAUACUUUUUUACGUUUGAAGCUACAUUCCAAACCGGAAGUUACCCGAUUUGCUCUACAGGCGGAAAAAAAAACUGAAACAUAGGAAGAAAACAGACAAAUAGUAGCAAGCUAGCUACGCUCCUAUUUAGCUAGACGUCUGAAGAAAUUAGCCAGUAUACUUAGCUCGAUAUUAUUAUUAUUAUUUAAUCAAUACGCUUUUGUAUUUGCGUGUGCCCUGUGUUCAUCCAAGCCUGUCCACAAAUAUAACAAACGGGUCACAAAUUGAACAACCAGGCAGGAGGUUGAACUAUGCAAACGCCUGUCUUUUCCGACGAAAGGAGAGGGCAGAUGAAUACUUUAAAUCAGCUAGCUAGCAAGCGUACCAUCCAUUAAUUCGUCUUGUGAUAUUUGUGUGGGUAUUACUGUCUUUAUUCGAGAACAAUAGAGAUCGGCAACUACCGUGGUUACUAAAUACGUGUCCAGAAUUGUCAUUCAUUGACGGCCUCCAAGCCCCGGGGCUCUCCCCCGGCCGGCGACAGAAGCAUGGCAGGAAAUCCGAGGAGGGGCGCGGGUCUCAUCGGCUUGAUGAAGGACGCAUUUCAGCCCAAUCACCAGCCUCUCCAGCCUCCCCAACCUGCGGUGGUAGACAAGAAAAUGGUGGAGAAAUGCUGGAAACUUAUGGAUAAGGUGGUACGUCUCUGCCAGAACCCUAAAGUGGCUCUGAAGAACAGCCCCCCCUACAUCCUGGACCUGCUGCCAGACACCUACCAGCACCUGCGCACCAUCCUGUCCCGCUACGAGGGCAAGAUGGAGAUUCUCGGGGAGAACGAGUACUUCCGGGUGGUGAUGGAGAACCUGACCAAUAAGAUCAAGCAGACCAUGAGCUUGUUCAAGGAGGCAAAGGAGCGCAUGUAUGAGGAGAACUCUCAGCCCAGGCGAAACCUGACCAAGUUGUCGCUGAUAUUCAGCCACAUGCUGGCUGAGCUAAAAGCCAUCUUUCCCAAUGGCCUGUUCCAAGGAGACAACUUCCGCAUCACCAAAGCUGACGCCGCUGAGUUCUGGAGAAGGUCUUUUGGUGAUAAGACCAUUGUUCCAUGGAGGACGUUCCGCCAGUCUCUUCAUGAGUUCCACCCAAUCAGCUCAGGCCUGGAAGCCAUGGCUCUCAAGUCUACCAUCGACCUCACCUGCAACGACUACAUCUCUGUCUUCGAGUUUGACAUCUUCACCAGGCUCUUCCAGCCGUGGUCAUCUCUCCUGAGAAACUGGAACAGUCUGGCUGUCACACACUCCGGGUACAUGGCCUUCCUCACCUACGACGAGGUCAAGGCCCGGCUUCAGAGGUUCAUCCACAAGCCUGGCAGCUAUAUCUUUAGACUGAGCUGCACUCGGCUGGGCCAGUGGGCCAUUGGCUACGUCACUGCAGAUGGGAACAUUCUGCAGACUAUCCCCCACAACAAGCCCCUCUUCCAGGCCCUCAUUGACGGAUACAGGGAGGGAUUCUACCUGUUCCCAGACGGCCGGACCCAGAACCCAGACCUCACAGGCCUGUGUGAGCCCUCCCCACAGGACCACAUCAAAGUCACCCAGGAGCAGUACGAGCUCUACUGUGAGAUGGGCUCCACAUUCCAGCUGUGUAAGAUCUGUGCCGAGAAUGACAAGGACGUGAAGAUCGAGCCCUGUAGCCACCUCAUGUGCACCUCCUGUCUCACUGCCUGGCAGGAGUCGGAGGGGCAGGGCUGUCCGUUCUGCCGCUGUGAGAUUAAAGGCACAGAGCCCAUCGUGGUGGACCCCUUCCGCCCCAAGAACAACGGCAGCGGGGCCUCCUUCGCCAGCUUCCAGGGACCCUACGGGGCGGAGGGAGGGGGCUCCUUGUCAGUCUCCCCGAGCAACGAUGAGGACGAUGACGAGCGCUUGGAGGACCCCCACCUCAACAUGAGCAGGUUGGCCUGCACCAAGGUAGAGCGUCCACCCUCCCCUGUGACGCCACUGCCCCCCGUGCCCCCCCGGCUGGACCUGGUGCCGCAGAGGCCUCCCAGCUCCCCAGGGGCCCUGGGCCAAGGAGCCACACCCAAGAUUGCAGCCCUCCACAGAGACAAACCUUUGCCUCUCCCUCCUGCCCUGCGAGAGUUACCCCCACCUCCCCCACCCGAGCGUCCCUCUCCCCUUGGACCCACAGAGGGCCGGCUCCAAAGGAGACCACUGCCAUGCACCCCUCCGGAGCCCAACUGGGCCUCCAACUACAUGGUUCCCCGGCCUGUUGCCAAGGCCCUGCCACAGACUAACGGGCCCAGUGACAGUGACUGCAUCCCCAGAGCAAAGCCACUGGCAGCGACCAAUGCUAUCUACUCCUUGGCAAUCAGGACACCUCAACGGGUGUCUACUGGUGAGAAGUCUUCUGGGAGUGACGAGGAGAACGAAUACAUGAGCCCCACCUCUCUCCCUUCAGGAGGACCCUCCUGGGCCAUGGCGGGGGCUGUCGUACCACCACCGCCCCAAACCACUGACCACGACUCACGAACUGUGGUGUGUGAUGUGGACUGUGAGGACCCUCAGGUGUAUGAGUCCAUGUGUAACAUCAAGGCCCAGGCUAGUGCUGCUGAGCCUCUGCCCGCCCUGUCCCUGCCACAGCAGCCCCCAGAGUCCGACUACCUCAUUCCGCCCCCUGCGGUUCCCCUGCACCUCGCAGUAGAGGAGAUUGAGGCAAAGGAUGUGUAUGAUUAUGACUACCCCCGACCCCAGGCUCCCCCGACCCCCGCCAGGCGCACCCUCUCUGAUGUCACCGGCACCUCGGCUGCCUUCAGGUGCCUCUCCAUGGACAGCCUGUCUACCAUGGAUCCCUCUAUGUUUGCACCAGGUCAGGACCCCGAGCGCCCUCCUAAGCCCCUCCCCCGCCGGGUCAACUCAGACCGGCAGCCCCGCCCUCUCACCCCAGAGGCCCUGCCCGCUGCUGUCAAUCCAUCAGUGGGCUCCAGAGGAGCAUCCGGAGGGCCCUCUCCAGUUCCUGGUGCGGAGCUACCCAUCAACGGGGAGAUAGAGCGUCUGAUGAGCCAGGGCUAUUCGUUCCAGGACAUCCAGAAGGCCCUGAUGAUCGCCCAGAACAACCUGGAGACGGCCAAGAACAUCCUGCGCGAGUUUGUUUCCAUCCCCUCCACGGCCCACAUCCUCACGUAGCAGCUGCAACACCACACCCUAUAUCCUUUACCCUCUGUGCCAUAAUGGAUAGCAUUUUUGCUGCGCUAGUUGUGACAGGUCUGGAAGCUCUGUAUAUUGUAAGGGGAGGGCUCACCUUGGUCCCAUGCACAGGCAUCUAGUGAAUCUAAAGAGAGAGGGAGAAUGCGUCAUGUGGCCUGUGUACAGCCAAGCCUUUGAACCUCGCAUGGUCGUUUGCGCUUGCCUCCAGUCUUAUUGUGUGGAUCUAAGCAUUUCCUUGUUUCUGGGUACAGCGUAGAGUAAGCCUAACUUUACACUGUGUUCUUAGGCUGCAAUGUCUCGCAAGGAGUAGUUUGAGACUUAUUGUGCAGCAGCAGUAACUGUCGUCGGGGCGUACUUGACUCACGAUUCCCCUCGUACAUACAUUUUGUAGCUAAAUACGCCAGGUGGAGACUAAAGCGUUUAAUUCUGUGGUUUGUGCUAAAGCUAACGAAUGUGAAUCUUGAAGUUGCAUUGCAGUAUUACAGGGCUCCAUGUCAUACAUUUCACUGUAUUGUAGUAAAUGAAGUAAUGAUUUUUUAAAAGUAAGAAUAUCUCCAAAUUGCUUUAGUUCCUGGUUUAUUGAUGGUCUUAUAAUAUAUAACAGUCUGAUGUGUACGUAAUCUUGGAAUGUACAGUAAAUGUACAGUAAUGUACAAUGUAGUGCUAACAUUGACGGAUUAACAUUUAACAUUUAUCAUAUUUGUAAUUAUUUUUUAUAAUUGUUUUAAUACCACCAGUGGUAGUGGUUUCAUGGUUAAGCCUUAUUGUUAAUUCUGUGAAUAGCUUGUAUAUUUUAAAGUGACAGUAUCCUUUUUUUAAUGUCAUACUUAAAAUUAAGGGAGUAUAUGUGCCCUAUCAGAAUUUUCCUAGCCUAAUCUGUAUUUUUUUCAUAUCCAUGCUAUUAACAUUUCCAGACAAUAGCAUAUUGAUUGGGCAGAGAAGACAAAGUGAUCCAAGUCUCAUAUAUAUAUAUAAUUACACUCCUUGAUAUUUAGUGCAAUGAAGUACUUAAUUGGCACUACCUCAUAGACUUGAUUUGCUGCCUCCUCUUGUACAACGUUCUUGUUAUGUUACAAACAGACCAUGACCCCAUCGUAAGGUGUAAAAAAAAAAAUGUAACGUUGUUAAUGCGUUUUCUUUGUACCUACCUUGAUUAGCAGUCUUUUUUUCCCCAGGGAUGUGGCUUCGACAGAUUAUUGAGAAUCUGUUCAUAUAUUAAUAAUGACAUUUCUUUCCUUUGAAUUUGAAACCCGGUUGGACAGAGGGAGUUUUUGUCAUUGUCCUCUUGACUCAGGUACACAACAGAAACUGAACAAUGUGUAGUGAUAUGCCAAGGUUGUAUGGGGACUCACACUCCAGAAAUGUUGGUUGUAAAUGUGUUGGAUUUAAAGCCAAAAGCAUUGAAAAUACAGGUUUAAAUCGCAUAUUAGUAGUAGAUACUUGUACGGUCAUUGUAAAGAAUGGCCAUGAUAUUUCUGCAUCGGUUUGUUUCUCUUGAUCUCAAUACCGUUUUAACUUCUUUCAAAUUGUGAUGUACGUUGACUGCAAUUCCUUGAUCAUGAACUUAAGUGCCACUCCUUGUAAAAUGAUUUGUGAAAAUUGACUUGAAAUUGUUCAAAGUAGUGCUUUGUAAGCCCUCUGCUUUCCACUGUCACUCAUAUGUAGACUCACCACAAGAGGGCACUCUGUCAUAAGAUAUUGCUGUGGUCUCUGACUCCACAUGCAGUGCUCAAUAGUUGCAGAAUUUACUGGUAUAGUGUAAUACAGUUGGUACUUUGUCAUUCGAUCUAAGAUCCAAUGUGAAAAUGUAUGUAUGGUAUAACUCAUUGUUCGCCUAACCGUUACAUACGGAGAGAAAUAGCUUUUUUCUUUGCCUUGUUAUUGCAUGUGUAGAUAAAAUAUUGUAUUUAUUGAUUUUAAUAUACUCCGCAUUCAUUAUGUUGCCAUAUGUGUUCAUGCCUCAGCCAUUAAAUAUUUUAAAAUAAACCAUAUUUUCUUUAAAAUUUGAUGAUUGGUAUAUUUUAUUGAAAAAUAUUUAAAUAAUAUUGUAGUACUGGAAAAAUAGUGUUUUAUAAUGUAGCUCUAGAAAAUAACAUUUUCCAAUCUGGUAACAGUAAAGGCAUUCAAAUACAAAUGAAAUCUGCUGUUUCUACAUGUCUAGACUAUUUUGUUGAACCUCCUCCCACCAAGCAUGCUCUCUAUGGAAAUCUGGAGCUACUGUUCUACUCACUCCAGCAUAACAGUGGUUAGCGGGGAGAAUUAUCUCCUUUCCCCCGUCGAGGUGCAUAGUCAGUCAUAUUUUAGCUGUUGUGAAUUAAAUGUAUUUUCAGUCAUGCCUUAGCCACUGAAAUGCACUCGUAUGUUUUCAAUUCUCUGCUGUAAACUUUUCUUUUAAAUAUUUUGUAUAAAGAUGACAAUGAAAAAGCGA